Messenger RNA from Plutella xylostella (diamondback moth), 4004 nucleotides. It is a transcript of the gene Gnf1, whose product is annotated as germ line transcription factor 1. Gene Ontology annotation, biological process: DNA repair; DNA replication. The record is from RefSeq and is a predicted model, not a curated record. Gene Ontology annotation, molecular function: DNA clamp loader activity; ATP hydrolysis activity; DNA binding. Gene Ontology annotation, cellular component: DNA replication factor C complex; nucleus. Lineage: Eukaryota; Metazoa; Arthropoda; Insecta; Lepidoptera; Plutellidae.
GCUGUGUGAAGAAGAUAACAAAAAGUUACGAUAUGAUGUCACAGCUGAUUGAUUUAGAUAUUUGAAUCGAAUCACUCCGAUUAAAUGUCGUUGUUGUCGGUGCAAGCGAGUAAAGUGUAAAAUUAUUGUUAACGAAAUUUGAAAAUUACUAUUAAAAAUCUGCAAAUAUUCUAAAUAACGGAUCUAAUAACACUGUAUACAUUUAUUCGUGAUUCGCCUUCAUACAAUGCCGAAGAAGAAACCUUGUCAAACUGCAACUCCGCAGCAGGAUAUCAGAUCAUUUUUCAAACAAAAGUCUGCACCAAAAGAGAAGCCUAUUACUAAAGUAGAUUUGAGUGAUGAUGAUGUGAUACCAGAGUCUCCAGAUGUUCACAUUGCAACUAAGAAAAAGCAAGCAAGGAAAAGACAAGUUGUGGAUGACUCUUCUGAUGAAGAAAUAUUUACUAGUAAAAAAAAGAAAAGUUCAAAUGAUAAGAAAGAUAAAACUGAAAUUUCAAAUAGCAAAACAUCAGAAAAAGCUCCACUGAAAGAAGUGAAACCUUCAGAUUUGUUUGGCAAAGGACCUAUCAAAAGAACAGAACCUAUAGUCAAAAAGGAAAAAAAGGAUCUGAAAACUGAAAUUGGUAUUCAUAAUGAUGAAGAUUUUGAGAAAAGCCUUUUAGAAAUUGAUAACAUUGAAAGUGAAGCGUUGAAUGGUAUACAAGAUGCCAAAAAAUGUGAAACAAAAACAAAUAAUGUUAAAUCUAAUGGAGAUGUAACAAAAGUUGAUGAAAUUACUAAACCUAAUAAGUCCUCUGAAAAGAUCUCUGACAAUUCUCAUACAGAAAAACAAUUGAAAGAUAAAUCUUCAAAUGGUCGCAGUAAUUCAGAUACUGACAAAAACAAAAAAAAGAAAGACCAUACAUCUGGAAAAAAAUCGAAUGAAGAGAAAUCAACUCUGUCAGAUAAUCCAAUUCUUAAAAAAGAAAGGAAUAAUGUACUCACAUCUCCUGAAGAACUAAGAAAAGUAAAUAAUGAAAAAAGUAAAGGACCAACUGAUAAUAAAAAAGAACCUGAUAAUAACACGUUAGCAAACAAAGAAAGUGAAUCUAAAGAAGAUGUCAAUCCACCUAAACCAGAAAAGUAUAAAAUUCCCAAGAAACCUUCAACAGAAUCAACUAAACAUAAUGAUACAAAAGAAGAAAACAAAAACAGUUCCAAGAAAAAGCAAGAUGAUAAAGUGUCUAAAAUGGCGAAAAGCAAAAGGGCUUUUUCUGAGUUUGUUGGUGAAGAUGAAGGCACCCAAAAUCAUGACACUGACCACAGUGAGGAAGCACCCAAGAGUAAAAAGAAUAAACUUAACUCUACAUUAAAUAAUUCAGUUGUCUCUGAUGAAGAAAGGUAUGAGAAGAAAAGACAUUCAGCAAUCCUUUAUCAAAACUACCUUAACAGGACAGGUCCAAAGAACCCAGGAUCUAAAGAGAUACCAGAGGGAGCUGCAAAUUGUCUAAAAGACUGCGCGUUUCUGCUCACUGGAGUGUUGGAAUCGUUUGAAAGGGAUGAAAUUGCUGAGGCUAUAACCAAAUAUGGCGGCACUGUUAAAAGUGGAGUCAGUAGAAAGGUAACCCAUGUCUUAGCAGGCGAAGAGGCUGGUCCCGCGAAGAUUGCCAAGGCAGAGGAACUAGGAAUCAGAAUUAUUAACGAGGAUGAAUUCCUCAAGCUUAUUGUAGACCUUUCAAACAAAGAUGCUCCCAAAAAAGUUGAAAAAGGCAAGCAUGAAAAGAUGAAUAAAAAAGAUAAAACUUCUCCUGAUGACGAUAAAAAAACUGAAUCCUCUAAGAAGAGAACAAAGGCAUCGGAAGAAGCUUUGAAGAACUUUGAAGAAAAAGUUAAGAAGAACUUUUAUCCUAAAGCCAAAGAAACCAUUAAGAUUGAGUCGUCACCCGAAAAAGAAAUGGAACCUAGUACUUCUAAAUCAUCUCAAACUAAGCAUAAAAUAGAUGAGGUGAAAAGGACUGACAGUAACAUCAGCAGUAGCAGCAGUGUAGCAGACAUGAAGUCGGAGCAUUCUUCUUCUUCGAUCGCGGGCAACUCGCAGAUGUGGGUGGAGAAAUACAAGCCACAGAACAUCAAGCAGAUCAUCGGACAGCACGGAGACGCUAGCAAUGUUAAAAAGUUGAUGAACUGGCUGACCCGGUGGUACGUGAACCGCAAGGAGAAGCUGUCAAAGCCGAGCCCGUGGGCCAAGAACGACGACGGCGCGUUCUACAAGGCCGCGCUGCUGUCCGGACCGCCCGGUGUCGGUAAGACCACAACAGUGUCGCUAGUGUGCAAGGAGCUCGGCUUCGACGCGGUGGAGUUCAACGCGUCGGACACGCGCAACAAGACGCUCAUCAAGGGACAGAUCGGCGAGCUGCUCACUACCAACUCGCUGUCCGGGUAUGCUAGAGGCGACACGGGCAAGCAAGCUGUGAGCAAGAAACACGUUUUAGUUAUGGAUGAAGUAGACGGCAUGGCGGGGAAUGAAGACAGAGGUGGUCUCCAAGAGCUGAUAUCACUGAUCAAGACGACGGCGGUGCCGAUCAUCUGCAUGUGCAACGACAGGAACAGCGAGAAGAUGCGCACGCUGGUGAACUACUGCUACGACCUCAAGUUCCAGAGGCCGCGGGUGCCGCAGAUCAUGUCCGCGAUGCUCUCCGUAUGCUGCAAGGAAGGCAUCAAGAUCCCCACCGAAGCCCUGACCCAGCUGAUAGUGGCGUCCAACCAGGACGUGCGACAGACGCUCAACUCGCUCUCCAUGUGGGCCAUCGACCCCGCGCUGCUGGAUGCUGAUGGGCUGAAGAAAGACGCGCAGAAUAAGAAGAAGGACUUGAAAAUGGGUCCAUGGGAGGCCAUCCGCAAAGUGUUCUCAGCGGAAGACCACAAGAGCAUGUCCAUACACGACAAGAGCGACCUGUUCUUCGCGGACUACAGCCUGGCGCCGCUGUUCGUGCAGGAGAACUAUCUGCACGUGCAGCCGCACUGCCCCAAACACGAAGUGCUGGAGCGGCUGAGCCAGGCGGCGGACAGCAUCAGCCUCGGGGACACGGUGGAGGCGCGCAUCCGCGGCCAACAGGCCUGGAGCCUGCUGCCGCUACAGGCGAUGUACAGUUCAGUGAUCCCGGGCGCGGCGCUGUCCGGGCACGUGGCCGCACAGGUUCAGUUCCCGGCCUGGCUCGGCAAAAACUCACGACACAACAAGAUGAAGAGACUCGCGCAUGAGAUACACGCGCACACCAGACUCAGUGCAACAGCGUCCAAAUCCUCAAUCUUCCUCGACUACGCGCGGGCGCUCCGAGACUCCAUCGUGACCCCGCUGGUACAAGACAAGGCGGAGGGCAUCCCGGCGGCCAUCGACCUGCUCACCUCCUACCACCUCACCCGCGAGGACCUGGACUCGCUGGCCGAGCUGGCCACGUGGCCCGGCCAGAGGGACCCUAUGGUGCUCGUGGAUUCUAAGGUGAAAGCCGCCAUGACGCGCGCCUACAACAAGCAAGCGCCGGCGCUGCCGCACGCCGCGCCCUCCUUCUCCAAGAGCAAGCGAGACAGAGACGCCGAUAGCCAGUACACCGAGACGGAAGAUGACGUCGAGGCAGAAGAGGACAGCGAGCCAGAGAACGACGCUAUGAUCAAGGUCAAAAAAAAGACGGCACCGAAAUCAAAAGAAUCAGAGAAACCCAGCACCAGUAAAGGAGACAAAGGGAAGAAAGGAAAGGGAAAAAAGUGAUAUUAGGUACUAUUAAAAUUGCAUUGUUUUUUAUUUUUUCUGUCUCAGUCACACUCUAUGACGUGUGAGCAAGAUGCUAGUAUUAUGCUGUAGAAUCACAAUUUGAAUAUUAUGUAAGUACUUACCCAUCUCAUGCAAAAAUCGGAGGUCGUUAUGUUUAUUUUAGUUACAUUUCUUAAAUUGAUCAUGUUUUGUUUUGGAUUUAAACUGUUAUUUAAAAAGCCCAUCGAUGUUAAUUAAAAGGAACCUGUAUUUUUUA